This is a messenger RNA of Tripterygium wilfordii, 699 nucleotides long. Its product is annotated as protein NONRESPONDING TO OXYLIPINS 2, mitochondrial-like. The transcript has 3 exons. The record is from RefSeq and is a predicted model, not a curated record. NCBI's taxonomy places the organism in Eukaryota, Viridiplantae, Streptophyta, Magnoliopsida, Celastrales, Celastraceae. The coding region runs from base 80 to 385 and encodes 101 amino acids.
CCAGAUAAGCCCUGGCCUAAACAAAACCCUUGCGCUCCAGUGGAACUGAUCUACACUCACUGUUCCGAGAGAGAAAGAAAUGGCUCGGCGCAGUGGAGUAUCUAUUUCACGGUCGUUGAUCUCCGCCGCAAGGGCUCCAUCGCUACGUUCUUCGUCUUCCCUUCCCCGCCUCCGUCCACCUCAGCUCCCCGCCCCUCGCUCGCCUUCGCGUCGCCUUCCCUUUGCUGCCACCAGGAAUUUUGGAGAAUUGGGAUGUGCUCAAUCCUUCUUACCUCUUCAUAGCAUGGUGGUUACGGCCCGCCUUACAUCACACCUUACUGCUAAUUUGCGGGCUUGUUGCGAGCUGCCUCACGGUACCUUCUGCUGUACUUGUCAAGAUCGCUAGUAGUGGCUUUGUACUUGAAAGGCCAUUGGAUGGUGCAGCAAUGAUAUCUGGAGCAUUAUGAAGUGGGAAUCGUGCCUUUUGAUUAGGAAAAUUUUAAUAAAAUGUUCUAUUCAUAUUCCGGUUUCAAGCAUAAUUUGAAAUUUUUCAAAUACUGGUUUUGUAGGAACCUCCAUUUCAAGGUUUCUAUCACUUGUUUUUGUAUUUUCAGUUAUCAUUAGUUUCUGUGAUAUAUUAGUGUAAGGUAAGAUGUAACCUCUGAACAUGCCGGCAUAUUAAAAGCAUUCUCUAGUGAAUGGAAAUUCCUGAAUCCCAUU